Molecule: messenger RNA, 6779 nt
Organism: Lytechinus pictus (painted urchin)
Lineage: Eukaryota; Metazoa; Echinodermata; Echinoidea; Temnopleuroida; Toxopneustidae
Product: zinc finger CCCH domain-containing protein 15-like
Exons: 10
Coding region: 124-1407 (427 amino acids)
Biological process (GO): cytoplasmic translation
Cellular component (GO): cytosol
Molecular function (GO): mRNA binding; metal ion binding
Source: RefSeq, a predicted model, not a curated record
UUAAGUAGCGCGCCCUCACGAUGAAUCUUCCGGAAUUUAGAUUGAGAAGACGUGGUGUGUGACCGUGGAAUCAUCUUCCUAUAUUUUUACGUUUAUUUUGAUAUAGUUUGUCAGAAAUUCAAAAUGCCACCCAAAAAGGGAGGAGGAGGACCGAAUAAGAAAACAGUAGAGAAGAAGAAGGAGAAAGUUAUAGAGGAUAAGACAUUUGGCUUGAAGAACAAGAAAGGAACUAAACAGCAGAGGUUCAUCAGCAAUGUGACCCAGCAAGUCAAGUAUGGAAACCAAAAGGAUGCAAAAAAGAAUGCUGACCUAACGGCACAGAAAGGAGCCAAGAAAGAUGCCAAGAAGAAAGAAGCGGAUGAGCUAAACAUGCUCUUCAGGCCAGUCAUGGAGGCUCAGAAACUAUCUAAAGGAGCUGACCCUAAGUCUGUAUUGUGCGCCUUCUUCAAACAAGGAUCGUGUUCCAAAGGGGAUAAGUGUAAAUUCUCCCAUGACCUCAACAUACAGCGUAAGGCAGAGAAGCGUAGUGUGUAUUCGGAUGUCAGAGAUGAUGAAUUAGCAAAUGACACCAUGGAUAACUGGGACGAGGAAAAAUUGAAAGAAGUCGUCAGUAAAAAACACGGAGAUGCUAAUGAUGUGAAAAACAAAACUGAGAUUGUUUGCAAGUUCUUCAUCCAGGCAUUGGAGAACAUGAAGUACGGUUGGUUUUGGUCUUGCCCCAAUGGUGGGAAAUGUAAAUACAGACACGCCCUUCCACCUGGGUUCGUUCUCAAGAAAGAUAAGAAGAAGAUGGAUGAACAGGAGGAAGAGCAAAAGAUAUCCUUAGAAGAACUUAUAGAGCAAGAGAGGAAUAAAUUAACAGGGGAACUAACUAAGAUCAACCUUCAAACCUUCAUGCAAUGGAAGAAAAGGAAAAUAGCAGAAAAGAGGGAAAAGCUGGAGGCAGAUCAAAACAAGAAACGAAAUGAACUGAAGCAAGGCAAAUCACUCGGGGUUACAGGACGUGAGCUCUUCCAGUUUAAGCCCGAGAUGGUCGGAGAAGACGAGGAUGAAGGAGACGUAUUCUCUUACAAACGAGAAACGGAAGAAGAGGAGGAGACGGGUAAUGUACAGGACGUCAGUAUAGAGGCGUUUGCUGCUUUAGCCAUGGAGGUUGAUUCGUCUUCAGCCAUCACCAGUAGACCUGACGCACCGCAACCUACUACCAAUGGACAUGAUGAUGAUGAUGAAUCGGGUAAACUUGAUCAAGCCGCUGCCAUAGUCCCCGAUGAGGAACCUACGUUAGGGGCCAUCGCAGCAGCAGAGGGAGCCCUAGCGAACGGCGGUGAUAUUGACAUUGACGAAGACCUGUUUGGUGCCGAAGCCGACAUCGAAAAUGAAUUAGAUCAAAUUGACCUCGACGAUUAAAAGUUGGUGAAUUUUAAUUCCGUGAAACAAUGCCUUCUGGAUAUCAUGAAACCAAGUGUAAUGAAGAUUUCAGCAUCAGGGUUAGUUGCGGGUGUGAGAGAGAGAGAACAUGGAUUCGUCCUGCCUUGCUGUAUCCUGUCAAGAAGUCAUCAUUGAUCCUUGUCUUGGACACCUAUACACUACAGUCUUUGGAGCAAGAUCUUCAGAGACAUGAAGACAUCGAAAAGCGAGCUUUAGUCCUAAGCAGACAAGAACUUAACUUUCAAAGUUUCUUCAAGAAGCCCAAUCCUACAGUAGGUCUGACCCCUUGGAGCUUCCUCAAUAAGCGUACAGACCUCUUCUGUCAAGGUCUUGUUUACUCAAAGACCUGCAAUCAAUCAAAUGAAAAUAACAUUUUGAACACUGAUCCUGCUUGGUGGAACAUUGGUGAAUUGAACAAUAUGUGCAUCCAACUGUGUAUCUGAUGUGCCAUUGCAAGUUUCGUGAUUGAUACAGAUUUCAAUGUUAUGGAGCCCAGGGCCCCGUCUUACAAAGAGUUAAAAUUGAUCCAAUCAAUCGUAACUCGAUGGAAAUCCAUCAGUGUCAUCAUUUUUUCUACUGGAAAUGUGCAAAUGUCCUUUGUAAACAAAGGAGAACACACCGAACUGUCAAGAAAUCAAUGAAUUUAUGGAUAUACAUUCAUAUCUAGAAAAAAAUUUGAGCAAACAUGCAUUUUACAUGUUGACUUUGCUGGCUUUCCAUAGUUGCGAUUGAUCAGAUCAAUCGCAAGUCUUUGUAAGACAGGUCUCAGAGGCCCAGAACUGCACUCAACCGACAAAGCUCACCCCAACUCAUCAUCACAAUCCGGUAUUAUGGAUGAUUGACUGACGAUGGAAUGCAAAAGAAUGUGGCUUCAGUGACAUGUGGUCUUUGUUUUAAAUGUAUACAGGUUGUCCUUUAUUCAUGUGACAUUUUGUCCCCAUUUUAAUACAAAAAGGACCUUGUGGUGUUUGACAAAGAGGUUAGUAUGACUUGAAAUCACACAGAACUAAUCCAGCCCUGGUCAUAUUGUGUUGUGUUUGAAAGGAGAAAAAUAAAUAAAACAGAAUGGUGAAAGUUUGAAAGAAAUCGGACAAGCAAUAAGAAAGUUAUGGCUGUUUUAAAAUUGAGAUCUCUAAGACUAUGUAGAUUUCAAAUUGGCAACUGGGUAAGUAAAUUAUGACAAGAGGCAAGGACAACUUUCCCAUAGGCCAUGUACUUUAUUAUUAGUGAUUUGUGGUUUUCUCCCAAGUACCCAUUCCUCUGGGGCUGUAAUCUAAAUAUAGCCUAGGUAGUAUAUUGUUUUAUGUCCUCAUUAAAGAAAAAUAUAAUUUGAAGUAUUGAUUUGAAAAAAAAAAAUGAAAUUUUAAUCAUUUUAUGUAUUGGGGUACAUGGAAGAGUAGUCCUUGCCUUACAUCACUAUGACAUCCCAUAUGCGGCCAAUUUGAAAUCUCCAUAGGUAUAGUGAUUACCAAUAUUCACAAAUUUUAAAAAUUCAUAACUUUCUUAUUGUUUGUCCGAUAUUGUUCAAACUUUCACCUAUCAACUUGUCUGAUUUUCUUUUUUCCUCUAAAAGCACGUUUUUAUUUGGGUUGGAUUCCCCUUUAAGUUUGAUGUUAGUGACUUAUAAAUCUUUGUGAAACACCACCCUCGUGUUCAAUAGCUUAUCCUUCCAUAAAUAGGAUCAAAUUAAAUAACUGGUGUAAAAAAAGAGUAAAAAUCAUCACACAUUGUUGGUGUAUAUCAUUUACCACAAGAAAGGAUCACCAGCUUUAUGAAAUACCCACCUGAUAUAAACAUGACGCAAAAUCACCACUUUCAUAAAAAGUUUAAAAUAUCUACAUUUUCAUGAUUUUGUUCUAGAUUUCUGACUUAGAAUUUUUGGAUAAUAAAGAUAUUGACUGGCUCUACUUUCAUGGAACAUCAAAUCGCAAAAUUGCAAUCGUCAAUCAAAAUCAUCCCAAAUAUAUGAAGCUUUAAUGAGAUAUAUACAUAUAGAUUUCACCCAGAUUUAUAAGCAGUUUGGAGGGAUAUUUAUUUUUAUUAUCUUUAAUAUCUUGCAUUGAAAUCAGAAAAAUAUAAAAAUCCUGUUAUGACAAUGAAUGCAUAAUUAUGAAUGAAAUAAAGACAAGUUAACAGAUUAAAGGUCAAGUCCACCCCAGAAAAUUGUUGAUUUGAGUCGAUAGAGAAAAACCAAACAAACAUAUGCUGCAAAUUUCAUUGAAAUCGGAUGUAAAAUAAGAAAGUCAUGGUUUUGCUUAUAUUUUACAAAACAGUUACAAAACAAACAUAUGCUGCAAAUUUCAUUGAAAUCGGAUGUAAAAUAAGAAAGUCAUGGUUUUGCUUAUAUUUUACAAAACAGUUAAAUGCACAACUCAGCAAUAUGCAAAUGAGAGAGUCAAUGAUGUCCAUCACUCACUAUUUAUUUUGUUUUUUAUUAUUUGAAUUAUACAAUAUUUCAAUUUUUACAGAUUUGACAAGAAAGGACGAACUUAACUAACCAUAAACUGUUAAAAUAAUGGUAAUUCUACAUGUUUCAGGGAGAAAUAAAACUUUGUUUCACUUGACGAGGAGAAAAUUAGAAUAUUUCAUAUAAUAAAAUACAAAAGAAAUAGUGAGUGGGUGACGUCAUCAGUCUGCCAAUUUGCAUACCGACCAGGAUGUGCAUAUAACUGUUUUGUGAAAUUAAGCGAAACUUUGAAAUGUCAUAACUUUCUUAUUUUACAUCCAAUUUUGAUGAAAUUUUCAGUGUUUUGCUUGUUGGAUUUUUCUCCUUUUUUUCAAAUCAACUUUUUGUUGGGGUGGACUUGUCCUUUAAAACAACCAUGGGGAUUGGCAUAUAGAGCCUACCUCACCAGUCCAUUGAUGAUAUACUAAUAUUGUAAAGGUUUACAUGGCAUUGCAGUGCCAUGAAGCAUUAAUUGAUAUAUUUAUAAAAAUUGGUAAGCUUCUUUCGUGUGGUUGUCUCAAAUCAUGUGUGUCCUCCAAGGAAAAAACUCUUCAUCCCUCGGCGCCAUUCUAUCAUCGAGAAUACAUCACCCAAAAUUCACAAAUAUUGUUUUGAAACCAUUGUUUAUACAGGUUUCAUGCAUGGAUGCCUAAUUGAGCCUUUGUCAUUGCUAACAAAAAGUGGGUAUGUUGUUGACAUGAAAUAUGCAAUAACAAUGGUUUCAAAACCCCCUUUGUGAGCCUGGGCCUAUGUGUUCCCAAUGGUGGAAAGCAUAUGAGUGUAUGAGUGAUGAAGUAUUGUCAAAGUAUGGUUUUUAAAAUGAUAUUUCCCAAGUAAAUUGAAUGUUGGUUAAGUUGUACAUGCAAUAUAUUAUCACCAUCGGACACCCUUAAUUUCAUACUCACUUCUACGAGAACAAAUAUUUUAACCAUCACACACCAUUAAGGGAUGGGAAAUUAUGGACUUAGUGUAUGAAAUUUGGCCAACUGCUUGUGUGUAAUGUCAGAAAGUCAUAAAUUUGAAGUUUCAUUAUUCAUUACUCUUAUUCUUUAAUGGAUUUUGUGAAACCUUCACCAGUAUUUUUCUCUAUUUCUUUGUUUAUACUAAAGCAAACUUUAUCAUCUUGGUUUACUUCACCUCUUAAAAGUUUUAGUCAUGAUCAGUUGAUCAAGACGUAAUAUGAUUAUACCAUAGCUUGGCCAUCUUAAUGAAGUAAAGACGAUCAAAGAAUUUUGUGUCAAAAAUGUACGAGCAUGAUGACUGCAUCCACUGGAGUAUAAAGAGGGGGUGUGAGGGGCACUGCACACUACCCCCCUUCCCCUCCCCCCCCCCAAAAAAAAAAAUAUUUAUAUAAAAUAAAUAAUAAUUUCCAUGACCAAGAAAGAAAAGAGGGAGGGUGAAAUACGACUCAAAAUCUAUCCAAUCUUAGAUUUUCAUUUAGAUUUUCAUUUUGAAAGGUCAACAUUUUUGCUCACUCGCUUCAUGUGCUUGUGACUUUAGAAAUUUGCUUCAUAUGGCAUGUUGUUCCCCCUCAAAGUUUUUUGCUCAUUUUGUCACUGACUCUAACACCAUUAUGCAGAGUGUAUUUUUACUGCUUUUCUGAAUUAUUCUUCUGUUUUUUUUUAGUAUUCCCCACAUUAAAGUACAACUUAGCAUGGGAAUCAUCCAUCCCUUUGAGAGUGAAAACACGUCUCUGCUGAAGGAAUAGUGCUGUUUUCAUGUGAAAUAAUUGUGAGAAAUGAUAAUCACCAGUCUUCCUGUUUUCAUUAUCUUGAUCUCCUGAUAGAUAUAGAGACCUGUAUUCUGAACUCAUGGGUUUAAUUUAAACUCUAGACUAAACUUGUGGUUUAACUAUGGAUAGCCAAUUGUGAGGGGUAUAUCUAACAAUACAAGUUCACUUUGUCAGCUUAUUUGACACAUAAAUCAUUCAUAACUGACUGGGAGUUAUUACUGACAUAGCUCUCUUCAUCAUUCAAAUCUGAGGAAAGAGUGAAGAUGGUAAAGAUUGGAAACAUACAAUUUAAAUUCAAUUUAAAAGUGUUGGAUUCCCAUAGUUUUAACAGAGUUAAACAAACCAUGGCCUAAAUUAAACUUGACUGCAGUUUAGUUGCCAAUUUGAAGUUUUCCACUGAGGAAGCAUUAUUAAACGAAAUAGCCUCACAUUGGAAUAAACAAGUCAGAUUAAUGAAACUAAAACCACGGUCAAAUCAAAAGGGAUUUGCCCACGACUUAACUAUGCACGAAUUCAUACACAUGUUUGUAAUAUACAUUGGCAUGAUACCAAAGUAGGGAGAAAAUCUAUUUACAAAUAAAAUACUAGGUAUAUGAAGACAAUUUGUUUGGAAAUGCAUUGUCAAGGUGUGUUGAUCUUCAAUGCUACGUUAGGAUCCACCGAGUCGGUUGUGAUAAUUUUACUAUAAUUUAUUGUCCAUUCAGGCUUGUGCACAUGUAUUUGCCUCAUGAUAUGCCAUGAAGUCGAGAAGUAAAACAAUUUACACAUAACAUUUGUGAUGUUAAUAAUACAAGUAAUAUCAAUUUAUCAUUAUUUCACAUAAAAUGAUUUCUGUUUCUUAUUUUGCAUCUAUUUCUUUAAUAUGAAUUAUAAUUUUUCUUCAAAAGCAGACUUUACCUGGCUUUGAAGAAAUAUCCCCUCAUGUGAGGAUAUGAUUUGGGGGGUGAUGUUCACACUGUCGCUGCAGAUUUAUCAUUUCCCGUGUGAUUGGCAAUCACAGUAGUAGUCUGAACAGCAUGCAUCACACUUGUAAUACCGCCACACACACAUGGUUUGACUCGUCAUACAAACUCAUUGCAUGAUUGGAAUGAAUACAUUGAUAUGACAUGACGUCAUCUCAUGAAGAUGGUGUGUGGAUUCGAAUAAAUACAGAUAUAUUAACAUGUAGAGAAA